Messenger RNA from Pollicipes pollicipes, 903 nucleotides. RefSeq lists its product as uncharacterized. Bases 94 to 903 code for a protein of 269 amino acids. NCBI's taxonomy places the organism in Eukaryota, Metazoa, Arthropoda, Thecostraca, Pollicipedomorpha, Pollicipedidae. The record is from RefSeq and is a predicted model, not a curated record. The transcript is spliced from 4 exons. Gene Ontology annotation, molecular function: R-SMAD binding. Gene Ontology annotation, biological process: negative regulation of transforming growth factor beta receptor signaling pathway. Gene Ontology annotation, cellular component: Golgi membrane; early endosome membrane.
AGGGCUGGCGGCAGGGCCGCUGGCCGGGCGCUGACGGCGCGCUACGGCCUCCCGCGGGCUCACCGCCCGCCACCAUGUGGACCGCGACCAGUUAUGUCAUUCGAGCUGCUCGACACGAACGCAAACGGGACGGACACUGCUCUGGACGCGCCUGGAUGGGGCUCAGCUUCAGUGUCCUGUGUAAUGGUGACCGGCUCGGCCGUGCUGCUGACAGUGGUGUGUGCGUGCCUCUUGGGAGCGCGUAUGGCCAAAAUGGUGGCUGCCUGCUGGUUUGAGCUGCUAGCCUCAGCUGCCGGGCACAUUCCCUACGGUCUCAGCCAGCAGCAGCGGGCGUGCGGGCCGGCCGGGCGGGCGGCGAUGUCAGCUCGGCAGGCCGGAGAGAGUGCGCUCGACCGCAGGACGGCCGCGGCACUGGCCGAGCAUCAGGCGCUGGUGCAGUCGGUGCAGCGCGACACGGAGCUGGGCCUGCCGCCGGCGCUGCCGCUGCCCGACGGCGAGGAGUUUCCCCAGUCCGCCAACCACAUACAUAUCCGAACUGCCGAACAGGAGAAGGAGAUAUACCAGGCGUGCAUCCGUCCGCCGCCCAACCGGACGGUGGGCAGCCCCCAGCUGUCGCCGCCGGUGGCGCCACCUGCGCCGCGGCCCGACCCGCGCGCCGCCUCCGGCCGCCUGGCGGCGAACUGCGCUCACACCCGCCCCCUGCGGCUGGAGGCGACCAAGAGUGCGACUGUGAUCCCGGGUGGGUGUGCGCUGACUGUGGUGGUGCCGCCGCGGCAGCGGGCGCCGGCCGCGGCGCAGCUGCUGCCCUACUGCUGCGGCGGCCGGCGGCUGGCCGGCAUCAGGCUGGUCGGAUGCCGCGCCGCGCCGCCGCCGCCCGGCCACGCCGCGGACGCUGACGCCUAG